Molecule: messenger RNA, 3503 nt
Organism: Girardinichthys multiradiatus
Lineage: Eukaryota; Metazoa; Chordata; Actinopteri; Cyprinodontiformes; Goodeidae
Gene: abhd3
Product: abhydrolase domain containing 3, phospholipase
Exons: 9
Coding region: 130-1371 (413 amino acids)
Biological process (GO): medium-chain fatty acid biosynthetic process; medium-chain fatty acid catabolic process; phosphatidylcholine metabolic process
Molecular function (GO): monoacylglycerol lipase activity; A2-type glycerophospholipase activity; glycerophospholipid phospholipase A1 activity
Source: RefSeq, a predicted model, not a curated record
CCAUAUACUCCUCCUCUCCUCAGCUCCCCUUGACCGUCUCCUUCACAGUUGGCUCGCAGGCAGACGCAGUUGAAUCCCAACUGAGCUGGCCGCCGUCCUUACUCCGAGAGAGACAAGAGCAACCUUGCAAUGAUCUCGCUGGACUUGAAUUUCAACAUUUUGACCAGAGACCUGUCACAUUAUUUGGAAAAUCAAGUGAAAGUUGGGCUGUUCGGUUCGGGAGUGGGGCUGUCUCUGGUGCUGGGCUUCAGCGCAGCUUACACCUGCUACUAUUUAAUUUCUGUUGCCAAGAAACCUCAACUUAUUUCUGGCGGCAAAACGUUUUGCCAGUUCCUAAAGGAGCAAUGUCCAGUCGUGUCAGAGACCUACUACCCCACCUUUUGGUGCUGGGAGAGUCGCAUCCAAACGCUGCUGAGACCUUUUGUUACAGCCAAACCUGGUGUUGUCUAUAGAAAUGAGCUUAUCAAGGCAGCAGAUGGAGGACAGAUAUCUGUGGAUUGGUUUGACAACGAUGACAGCCUCUCUUAUCCUGAUCCCACCACCAGGCCUACAGUGCUCCUUCUCCCCGGCCUAACCGGCACCAGCAGAGAAUCCUACAUCUUGCACAUGGUCCAACAGAGCCGGGAUCUAGGCUAUAGAUGUGUGGUAUUCAACAACAGAGGGGUUUCUGGUGAAACACUGCUGACCCCGAGGACCUACUGCGCUGCUAACACAGAGGAUCUGGAGACUGUUAUUGAUCACAUCCAGAAAACCUAUGAAGCUGCUCCAAUGAUGGCUGCUGGCGUAUCCAUGGGAGGGAUGAUGUUGGCCAACUACCUGGGGCGCAAGGGCCGGAAAACCUGCCUGAAAGGGGUCAUAGUCUUCUCAGCAGGCUGGGAUGUGUUUGAGUGCACUGCGUCACUGGAAAAACCCCUGGACCGUUUCCUCUUCAACUCCUACCUCACCAGCUGCCUACAAGCCUCUUUGCACAGACACAGGCCGGUGCUUGAAAAGUGCUAUGACAUUGAGCAUGUCAUGAAGGCAAAGACCAUCCGAGAGUUUGAUGAGAGGUUCACCUCCAUCAUGUUCGGGUAUCCCACUAAUGACGACUACUACCGCGAUGCCAGUCCCGUGCACAAGCUGAAGUCUGUGCAGGUGCCAAUGCUGUGUCUGAACGCUGCUGAUGACGUCUUCUCUCCAUCUCACGCCAUUCCAGUGGAGGCAGUGAAGCAGAAUCCUCACUUGGCCUUGCUUAUUACUUGCCACGGGGGCCACAUUGGCUUCCUGGAGGGUCUGUGGCCGCGACAGAGCACUUACAUGGAUCGAGUCUUCAAGCAGUUUGCGAAGGCCGUCAUUGAACAAGGCGGCCGACUCAAAGACCUCUCUCGAUAAGACAACCUAAAGUGAUCCCCUAAUUCUACAUUUUGGCUUUCUUUUUCUCUUGUUUUAUCAUUGUCAUCCAUGUUUGUUCACUAUAUUCCUUCCCUUAUUUCCUCCAUUUUCUGUUUUUUUAAUCUUUCAUUCCCAACUCUCAUAUAUUCCUACUUUCCUUAACACCAAAUGUUUUUUGUUUUUGCUUCCUUGCAGUGUCUUUCUGCGAUCAUUGCCUUGCAUCGAACUAUUGCUCCCUCUGCCGCACGCAAAAAACAUCAUUCUUUCUUAUUUAAAGGGGAUAUUACUGAAUGCAGCUCUUCUGUUGCGUUUGACAUUCGGAUCAUUUCUCUGUGCAUUUUCUAACUCUCUACCGUUUGCUCAACGAUAAGCAUCACUGUUUAUGUCAGUAGAAUCUUUGUCAUGUUGUUUAAUGCCGCGCAAUCUCUUUUUUCUGUCAAGGUAACAGAAGUACUGUUUCAUUUUGUGUAACUCUAUGUAGUUUUCAGCACUUCCGUCAGUAGGAUUGUAGCCCUCAGGGAUUUCUUUUCGUUUUCUCUCAUUCUUCUCUAUUUCCUGUGAAUUGUCUUUUUUUAUCCCCUCCUCCAUUUUAUAUUGUCCCCCGCCUUUUAAAACUCGACGCUAUUUACCUGUUAACAAAGCAUAAUGUUUCUUUUGAGUUCUAACUGGAGGUCUGGAUUACACUUGUUGCUUUCUUUUAGGAAGGUUAGAAGGUAGAUUACAUGUGCUGAUAAAUGUAAAGUUGCUGUCAGGAGAAAUUUAGCUAUAAGGACUGAAAGCAGAAGGAAACAGGAAGUCUAGGUAUGUGCACCUGUAAAAUAUCUGGUGUCUCUAGAUAUACAUGUUGGCAGUGAAAGGGGAAUACCUCAGCAUCUUUGAGUGAUUUCAAGUUUUGCAGACAUAAACAGCCGCUUUAUAUUUGCUUUUGCUUUAGCCUCUCUGUUUUCUUUUUUCACAAUCAAGGUAGUUUUCUCUGGCCACUAUCCCCCCUUCCUCCAUUUCUUCUGAAUCUACCAGGGUAAAAUCAGAUUACCAAGGUGGAAAUCUAUCCCAGAAAAUGACCCUGCCUAGGAGGUUGUUCCUUGUUGGUGCAUUUCCACAGCAGGAACCCUCUUUUCGUCAUUUUUUUGUUCUCUCACACCUGUUUGCUGUUAACAUUUGAUAAAAGAUAGCUUUAUACCCUAAGUGAGCUAAUCUUUCCAUCUGCUUUUAGUCUGCUUUUAAGUGACGCCUGGCUGUUACUUCACACUUUAACAAACAUGCAGAUGUUGAUGACAAUGACAAUCUACUGACGCAAUUUUGUUUCAUCUUUGGGUAUUCUACAUGCACUUUUAUUUUAGGUUUUUUAUUUUUAGUUGCACACACACCAAAUAGUUUUACAAAUGGAGGAUAUGGAGAGAAUUUGAUCCAUGAUGAGGAAUGUAAAAUUGCACUAUUUAGUUGAUACUACCAUGCCUCUAACCAUCUACUGCAAGGAGCUUAGUUCAUCAGAGCUAUGAGUGAAUAUCCUAAAGGCUCAAUAGAGCUGAGUAUGAAUGCCAUGAAAGUCUAUUUAGUAAAAAUGUUGGUUAUUUCUGUGGCUCUUUGGGCACUUGAUUCAGCUUGAGUUAAAUGAAAUAACACAUGAGGACAUGGUUUGCACAUUGGCUGUCUGAAGUGGUGUUUGCUGCUUUAAAAGAUGUGUAGCUUGCAUUGUUUCCAGUCAUUUUUGCUCUCCUCUGCCAACAAUGAUCAACAGGCUGGCUACCAUUAAUGAGUUGGCAUGGAGGAAAUAAACAAUCUGACUAACGGCCGGAAUUUCAAUAAUAAAUUGCAUGAAAAUAAAUUGAAUACAUAUUCCUGUGGAAUUUUACUGUUAAUUGGUUUUGCAAAUUAGCACGUGUUUCUCCUUCAUCACGUCCUGUAACCGCAGCACUGAAGACAAAUUUGUUUUGGUUUUUUUCAGUGUAUGCUGCAUUUAAUUUUGUAUGGCACAUAAAAGAAGACAAGAAAACAGAUGUUUAAAAUGAGCAGCAAUAAGAUUUUAAAUAUAAAAACUGUCUAUAGUACAAGUACUGCUCUAUUGACAUUAUCAUCAUUCGUGUAUUAUGCUGUAUUUAUUGAAUUAUUAAACAAGGUCUAGGUCAAUUUGC